AUGUUUAUAUUUAUUUUUGUUCAAGUAGUCAUUUCCCAAAUACCUUAAGGAUUUGUUCGUUUGAGAGAUAUUGAUAAUACAAUUUUGCAAGAUAUGCGAUAUGCAUAAUAUCAUAAUUUUGUAGGGAGACCAAUAAGAGGUUACUUACUUGAAGAGUGUGUAUUAACUAUUGAAGCUGCUUAAUAAUUAUCAUUGAAUCAACGAAUUGCUAUGGCUAUGGGUUAUAGAAUAAAGGUUUGGGAUUGUUAUCGUCCUUAAAAGGCAGUUGAUGAUUUCUAUUAAUGGAGUCUAAAUGAUGACACUACUAUGUAGUAAGAAUUUUAUCCUGGAGAAUAAAAGGAUCUUCUAUUUGAUCAUGGAUAUAUUGCCAAGAAAUCUGGACAUAGUAGAGGAUCAACUGUUGAUUUGACUUUAGUCCCAUAUUAUCCUGAAGAACAAGAAUAAUAUAAACCAGGUGAUUAAUUAAUUCCAUGUUUCGAAGAUAAUAGGUAAUAUUAAAUAAAACAAUUAUUAGAUUUAAAGAUAAUACCAUUGAUAUGGGAACUGGAUUUGAUUGCUUUGAUGUAAAAGCCCAUACCUAUUGUGGUGAUUUGACUAUUAAAUAGAGAAAUAAUAGAGACACUCUUUUAUAAGUAAUGGUGAAUUUUUCAAAUUAUAUUGAUGAAUGGUGGCACUUCACUUUAAUAAACGAACCAUAUAAAAAUACAUAUUUUGAUUUCGACAUUAAAGAUUGA
Molecule: messenger RNA, 734 nt
Organism: Paramecium primaurelia
Lineage: Eukaryota; Ciliophora; Oligohymenophorea; Peniculida; Parameciidae
Source: the annotation of a GenBank genome assembly